Messenger RNA from Lithohypha guttulata, 906 nucleotides. RefSeq lists its product as uncharacterized. The transcript has 2 exons. The record is from RefSeq and is a predicted model, not a curated record. The coding region runs from base 1 to 906 and encodes 301 amino acids. NCBI's taxonomy places the organism in Eukaryota, Fungi, Ascomycota, Eurotiomycetes, Chaetothyriales, Trichomeriaceae.
AUGUUUGCCAAAAGAUACGAAAGAAUGUUGAAGAGCCAUGGAGUUCAUCCACAUGGUGGUGUAUGGGAUAGCUCGGCACACCGCAGAGAGGAUGCAAUGACCAGUCCUAUGCUGAAGCAGCCGAGAAAGCGAAAGCAAGACGAGACACUGACCUUCUUCAGAGAUGAGGACGACGACGUAAACAUACAGAAGACGAAACGGCUAUGUACCUAUCGUCAGCCUCGUGUCAAGCAAGAGCUUCCGUCCCAAAUACCGCCUACAGGCUACCCUGCCUACAUGUAUCAUCCAGCAUUCGUGCAACAGCCCUAUCCCUACAUGCAGCAUCUAACACAAUCCGGCAUGGGUCAUCCGCCACCCUUUACAGGAGGCACAUUAGCUCAUCCUCCGUUCCACCAACCACAAGGCCACAGCUCAGCGUUCGCCAUGACGUCUCAGCUAUCACCAUUCACUAUGCCAGCUCAGCCAUUGCAGCCAGCCUCGGAUCAUCAACCAGAUUAUGGUGCUUUGAACGACAUCUAUAACCAGAAUUUUUCGGCAUUUGAUGGAUUUGAAAACCUGCUUCAAGGAGAUGAAGCAAUGUCAACAAAUGCUGUCAACGACUCGAAGCCUCUCAUGGAUUUAACAGAAGCUGAUCAAACAGUUGCUGAACCCAAGCAUUCAGAUUCUGUGACGAUCAAAUCUGAACCUACACCAAUAUUAGACGUGUCAGAACGAUCUCUCGUGACUGCCAACAAGCAGGACGUCCCUAGCACGGCUAACCCCUUCGCUUCCCCGUCAUUACCAAUCCUUUCGAACACAUUGGUGGCUCCGCUGAGAUCUGUCCAAGGCUUCGCAGACACUAUACAGAGUCAGAACAUAGAUGUCAAGCAGGAGGAGAACGAAGAUUGCAUAUUUCUCAUUGAAUAA